UUAGAUUAAAAAAAAAAAAACUGGGUUUUCUUUGCUGGUUUUCUUGUGAUUUGUUGUUGGUAUUUGCAUAGUUUUGUUCUUUACUGCAGUAACUGGAGGGAGAGGAGUUCUAGGUGAAUGGGUUGGUGGUGUAAAUGGACAGAGAGAUUUGGUGUGGAGGUUAUUUGGUAGUUGAUGUUUUGGAUUAGAAGGCGAUAUUGUGAUCGGGAAGUAUUCGUGGCUGUAUAUAUCAAAUAAAUCUGUCCGCAGUAGAAUAAAAGAAAAGAUCUGAAGAUAUUGUGAUUUCUUUUUUUACCAGGAAAUGAAUGCCAGAAGCUUGUGUUUUAUGGUCCUAAGUAGCGCAAAUUGUUUAAUACUUGUGUGAUCUGCAUUGGAUUAUUAGUAAGUUCGAUCCUCAAUAAUAGAUGGAUUGAAGAAUCAAUUCAUUGGAUGCAAUGCUAAAGACAUUGGCAUCUGGGCUAUUGAUUUCAUCAUUCCUCAUUUCCAUUUCUGCUGCUGAUAAUGGGUUCCCCCGGGAUUGUGGGGAGGAUGGUUUUUGGAGCACUGAAAACAUUUUAGAGUGCCAAAAAGUGAGUGAUUUCUUGAUUGCAGUGGCCUAUUUUUCAAUCCCAAUAGAGCUACUUUACUUUGUUAGCUGUUCAAACGUUCCAUUCAAAUGGGUACUCUUUCAAUUCAUUGCUUUCAUUGUUCUAUGCGGAAUGACCCAUUUGCUCAAUGGCUGGACUUAUGGCCCACAUCCAUUUCAGCUAAUGCUUGCUGUAACCAUUUUCAAAUUUCUCACUGCUUUGGUCUCUUUUGCCACUGCUAUAACCCUUAUCACUCUCAUCCCAUUGCUGCUCAAAGUGAAGGUGAGAGAAUUUAUGCUGAAGAAGAAGACUUGGGAUCUUGGUCGAGAGGUUGGAAUGAUAAAGAAGCAGAAGGAAGCUGGGUGGCAUGUUCGGAUGCUCACCCAAGAGAUCCGUAAGUCACUUGAUCGGCAUACUAUAUUAGAUACAACUCUUGUUGAGCUAUCAAAGACACUGGAUUUGCAGAAUUGCGCAAUUUGGAUGCCUAAUGAAAAUAAGACAGAGAUGAAUCUGACCCAUGAAUUGGAAAGGACAAAUUUUUCUGAACGUUAUAGUUCCUCCAUCCCAAUUUGGGACCCAGAUGUGAGAGAGAUUAAGGAGAGUGAUGGAGUAGUAAAGAUAAUUCACCAUGAAUCAGCACUUGCAGCUGCAAGCUGUGGAGGGAAGGGUGACAUAGGUGCUGUUGCUGCAAUUAGGAUGCCAAUGCUGAGGGUUUCUAACUUCAAAGGUGGAACUCCUGAGAUGGUCCCGGCUGCUUAUGCAAUACUUGUUUUGGUCCUUCCUGGUGGACAAGGAAGAUCUUGGAGCAACCAGGAACUUGAAAUAGUGAAGGUGGUUGCUGAUCAGGUGGCUGUGGCUCUCUCACAUGCUGCGGUGCUUGAAGAGUCCCAGCUCAUGAGAGAUAGGUUAGUGGAGCAAAAUCGAGCCCUGCAACUGGCGAAACAGGACGCAAUGAUGGCAAGCCAGGCAAGGAACUCAUUUCAGAUGGUAAUGAGCAAUGGCUUGAGAAGACCCAUGCAUUCAAUUUUGGGUUUACUUUCCAUGAUGCAGGAUGAGAACUUGAAUAGCCAGCAAAAAACUCUUGUUGAUGCAUUGGUUAAAACCAGCAAUGUCCUCUCAACCUUGAUAAAUGAUGUGACGGAUACUUCAAUGAAGAACAAUGGAAGGUUCCCACUAGAGAUGAGGUCUUUCCACCUGCAUUCCAUGAUAAAAGAAGCCGCUUGCCUCGCCAAAUGCUUGUGUGUUUGUAGGGGUAAUGGUUUUGACAUUGAGGUUGAGAAGUCAUUGCCUGAUCAUGUUAUGGGCGAUGAACGAAGAGUGUUUCAGGUGAUUUUGCACAUGAUUGGUAGUCUUGUGAAUGGCAACCAUAGAGGGUGUGUAACAUUUAGGGUUUGCUCAGACAGAGGCAGUCAUGGAAGGAAUGAUCAAAGAUGGACAACCUGGAGAUCAAACUCAUCUGAUGGGUAUGUCUAUCUUAAAUUUGAGAUAGGGCUUAACUAUAGUGGUUCCCAGUUGACGGAUGUCAUUUCGGCAUUCCCGGUUGGUGGUCAGAGAUACUGCAGCGAGAGACUUGAGGAAGGCUUGAGCUUCAGCGUGUGCAAAAAGCUAGUGCAGUUAAUGCAAGGGAAAAUCUGGGUUGUCCCAAAUUCAGAGGGAUUUGAUCAAAGCAUGGGACUUGUUCUUCGGUUUCAACUCCGCCCAUCCAUUGUUGUAGGCAUCACCCAAUCGGGAGAAUCUUCAGAGCUCCCUCAUUCAAACUCUCUCUUCAGGGGCCUUAAAGUUCUAUUGGCUGAUGACGAUGAUUUGAACAGGGCAGUGACACGGAAGCUGCUUGAGAAACUAGGAUGUAUUGUGUCCACUGUUUCAUGUGGAUAUGAAUGCCUUAGUGCACUUGGCCCAGCUGUGUCUUCUUUCCAAAUUGUUCUUUUGGAUCUUCACAUGCCUGACUUGGAUGGAUUUGGAGUUACCAUAAGAAUUCGGAAGUUUCGAAGCCGCAGCUGGCCAUUGAUAAUCGGCUUGACAGCAAGUGCUGAUGAUGUUUGGGAAAGAUGUAUGCAAAUUGGGAUGAAUGGAGUUAUUCAAAAACCAAUUAUUUUACGAGAUAUUGCAUAUGAGCUUCAAAGAGUCUUACUUCAGGCAAACAAGGUUGUGUGAUGAUCAAGACUGUAUAUAAAGGAAGUGCACCACCCAGCAGGGACCUUGGUUAGAAUAAACAGACACCAUUUCUUUGGCCAAUGCCUUCUUGCACCAAGAUUCCAGCAAAUAGAUGUUUCACCCACAUUCAUAGUCAAAAUGGUAUAGAAAAUUUAUUUCCCUCUUUUUGUACCGUGUUUAAGCUAUACUAUAUGACUGCAUAGCUAAGCUAGAAAUUGAUUACAGACGUUCAAAAUUAUAAUUAAAACAUCUUUUUUCCUACAAGAAAACAUUAAGCACUUAGGCAGUUAGUACACUGUAAAGUUACUACGCAAAUUUAA
Molecule: messenger RNA, 3040 nt
Organism: Ilex paraguariensis (yerba mate)
Lineage: Eukaryota; Viridiplantae; Streptophyta; Magnoliopsida; Aquifoliales; Aquifoliaceae
Source: the annotation of a GenBank genome assembly